This is a messenger RNA of Penicillium subrubescens, 995 nucleotides long. Its product is annotated as protein tyrosine phosphatase-like domain-containing protein. Gene Ontology annotation, molecular function: 3-hydroxyacyl-CoA dehydratase activity. Gene Ontology annotation, biological process: very long-chain fatty acid biosynthetic process; fatty acid elongation; sphingolipid biosynthetic process. Gene Ontology annotation, cellular component: endoplasmic reticulum membrane. The transcript is spliced from 3 exons. The record is from RefSeq and is a predicted model, not a curated record. Lineage: Eukaryota; Fungi; Ascomycota; Eurotiomycetes; Eurotiales; Aspergillaceae. Bases 90 to 773 code for a protein of 227 amino acids.
AACCACCUCAUCACCUCUUUCUCCUUUCUCACACCAUCAAUCCCUCAAAUAACCCCAAUUCCACCCUCCAGCCAAAACCCGCAUACACAAUGCCAUCCAAAAAAGCCACCUCAGGCCCCUCCGGCCUCACAAGAGGCUACCUAUUCACCUACAACACCGCCAACCUCCUCGCCUGGGGCACAUGCCUCCUCUACACAGCCAGCCUAAUCCCAACCGCGCUGAGCACAAACACCCUGCCUCAAGUCUUCACCACAACCUUCAAUCCGCUCCUCCUCGCGACACAGUCCCUCGCCCUGCUCGAGGUCCUGCACAGCCUUGUGGGCCUCGUGCGGGCGCCCUUCAUCACGACCGCUAUGCAGGUCGCGUCGCGACUGCUGGUUGUGUGGGGUAUUUUGACUCCAUUCGGUGGGGAGAUUGUUGGUGGGAAGAAUGCGCAGAUCGGUGAUUAUGCUUAUUUGGGGUGUGUGGCGGCUUGGGGGGUUACGGAGGUGAUUCGGUAUGGGUUUUUUGCGAUUACGCUUUCUGGGGGGAGUGUGCCUGGUUGGUGGACUUGGUUGCGGUAUAACACUUUCUACGUGCUGUACCCUAUCGGUAUUACCAGCGAGUGCACGUUGAUUUUCAAAGCUCUCGGCCCGGCGGGAGAGUUGAACCCUCUGUUCCAGUACUUCUUGAUUGCCGUGCUGGUCAUCUACGUUCCUGGCUCUUACAUCUUGUACACCCACAUGAUCGCACAGCGUCGCAAGGUGCUCCGUGGUAAGAAGCGCGCUGAUUAGAUGCGUUCCCAAUAUGCGACGUGAGGGACUCGAGAGUAUCCGAAAGAUUCGGUAUGGAGACCGAUGAACUGCAUGGAUUGACGGGCAGGUGUCUUUUACGGCAUAAAAUAUAUGUAUUUGUAUAGAACUAGGUUCUGGGUUUAUGGACCCAGGUUAUGUGAGGAGAAAAAAACUAAUGAAUAUACGACGGGGAGUAUAGUCAAGCCUUUGGGCAUGAGAGGA